UGCUUCAGCCAAGUCAGCGGCAUUGGCCAUGGAAUAUGGAGCUGUUGGCACGGCAUCGUACACGUCCAAGGAUUGUGUAAAGGAGGUCCAAGCGCUUGCAAAGAAACCUAUACGUCGUGUUCUGGACUGCAUAACGGACGCCGAAUCGGUGGAGAUUUGCUACAAUGCCUUGGCUCGCACCGGUGGACGCUACGCCUGUCUUGAGGAGUGCCCCGAGGCAUGGCGCACACGUCGUGCAGUGAAGGUCAAGGAGGUGAUGGGAUUCCAGGUCCUCGGCAUCGACAUGGAGUUGCCCAUGGGCAACUCGGUGUACACGCGACCCGCUGAUAUGAAGCUCAUGGAGAUAGGGAUGCAGUGGGUUCGUGAAAUGCACCUGCUGAUGGAGUCGGGGCGCAUCAAGACACAUCCCCUCCGUGAGCUGGAAAACGGAUGGGACAGUAUCAUUGAGGGUUUGACCAUGCUAAGAAAGGGCGAGGUCCAUGGACAAAAAUUGGUUAUACGGAUCCCACAGAACUGAUAGAUAUUCCAACAUGGAGAGAUAAUUGUUUUGUAGAUACCUGUUGACCAAAUUGGCCGUUGCCCCUCAUAGGGAUUGUUG
Molecule: messenger RNA, 598 nt
Organism: Cryphonectria parasitica EP155
Lineage: Eukaryota; Fungi; Ascomycota; Sordariomycetes; Diaporthales; Cryphonectriaceae
Exons: 1
Coding region: 29-517 (162 amino acids)
Molecular function (GO): oxidoreductase activity, acting on NAD(P)H
Source: RefSeq, a predicted model, not a curated record